Nothoprocta perdicaria is the source of this 2398-nucleotide messenger RNA. It is a transcript of the gene UNK, whose product is annotated as unkempt family zinc finger. The transcript has 15 exons. The record is from RefSeq and is a predicted model, not a curated record. Gene Ontology annotation, molecular function: mRNA CDS binding; metal ion binding. Bases 394 to 2325 code for a protein of 643 amino acids. Gene Ontology annotation, biological process: cell morphogenesis involved in neuron differentiation. NCBI's taxonomy places the organism in Eukaryota, Metazoa, Chordata, Aves, Tinamiformes, Tinamidae.
AAGGAGUUUCGCACGGAGCAGUGCCCUCUCUUUGUGCAGCACAAGUGCACCCAGCACCGGCCCUACACUUGCUUCCACUGGCACUUUGUCAACCAGCGUCGUCGCCGCUCCAUCCGCCGCCGGGAUGGUACCUUCAACUACAGCCCUGACAUUUACUGUACCAAGUAUGAUGAGACCACAGGCAUCUGCCCAGAAGGAGAUGAGUGUCCGUUCUUGCACAGAACCACGGGGGACACGGAGAGGCGAUACCACUUGCGCUACUACAAGACUGGAAUCUGCAUCCAUGAGACGGACUCCAAGGGAAACUGCACCAAGAACGGAGUCCACUGCGCCUUUGCUCACGGGCCCCAUGACCUGCGCUCUCCGGUUUAUGAUAUCAGGGAGCUUCAGGCCAUGGAAGCUUUGCAGAAUGGUCAGACUACAUCAGAAGGUGGCAUAGAGGGCCAGUCUGCAGUCGCUGCUAGCCAUGCAAUGAUAGAGAAAAUACUCAGUGAGGAGCCAAGGUGGCAAGAUACAACAUACGUGUUGGGAAAUUACAAGACAGAGCAAUGUAAGAAACCCCCUCGUCUCUGUCGCCAGGGUUAUGCCUGUCCCUACUACCACAAUAGCAAAGAUAGAAGAAGAAGCCCAAGAAAACACAAAUACAGAUCUUCACCGUGUCCAAGUGUGAAGCAUGGAGAUGAGUGGGGAGAUCCCAGUAAGUGCGAGAAUGGAGACUCAUGCCAAUACUGCCACACUCGCACAGAACAGCAAUUCCACCCGGAGAUCUACAAAUCCACCAAGUGCAAUGACAUGCAGCAGUCUGGCAGCUGUCCCCGAGGACCCUUCUGUGCCUUUGCACAUGUAGAACAGCCUCCUCUCACUGAAGAUUUACAGCAAUCCUCGGCGGUGUCGAGCCCGACGCAGCCGGGCCCUGUCAUGUACAUGCCCUCAGCAGCCGGGGAUUCUGUUCCAGUGAGCCCUUCCAGCCCACACGCCCCAGACCUGAGCAAUAUCCUUUGUAGGAACAGCAGUCUCGGAAGCCCAUCUAAUAUAUGUGGAUCUCCUCCUGGCGCCAUCGGAAAACCCCACAGCUUGGAGAGCAUUGGUUUUCCUCCAGACUCAGUAACAGCGGCCGGCAGCUACAAGAAGGCACCUGGGUUUGAGCGAGAAGAUCAGGUGGGGGCCGAGUAUUUGAAGAGUUUCAAAUGCCAGCAAGCGAAAAUGAAAUCCCAUUCACUGGAACACAGGAGCCAGGAGCAACCGUUGUUACAGCCCAAACAGGACAUAUUAGGGAUUCUCCCCGUGGGGAGCCCACUGACAUCCAGCAUCUCCUCCAGUAUCACCUCCAGUCUGGCUGCAACACCACCAAGCCCUGCUGGCACCAGCAGCAUACCAGGAAUGAAUGCCAAUGCCCUCCCUUUCUACCCAACCAGUGACACUGUUGAAUCUGUCAUAGAGUCUGCCUUGGAUGACCUGGACCUGAAUGAAUUCGGAGUGGCUGCCCUGGAGAAGACAUUUGACAGCAGCACGGUGCCCCACACAAGUGGCAUCAUGAUAGGUGGGAGUUUGCUGCAAAGUUCUGCUCCUGUAAAUAUCCCCGGGUCCCUUGGAAGCUCUGCCUCCUUUCACUCUGCCUCUCCUUCUCCACCGGUCAGCCUCUCAUCGCAUUUCCUCCAUCAACCCCAGGGACACUUAAGCCAAUCAGAAAACACGUUCCUGGGGACAUCAGCUUCUCAUGGAUCAUUAGGUUUAAAUGGGAUGAACAGCAGCAUAUGGGAACACUUUGCUUCGGGGAGUUUUUCGCCCAGUACCUCACCUGCAUUUCUGUCAGGUCCAGGUGCUGCGGAGCUGGCACGGCUACGACAAGAACUGGAUGAAGCCAACAGCACAAUAAAGCAGUGGGAAGAGUCGUGGAAACAAGCCAAACAGGCCUGUGAUGCUUGGAAAAAGGAGGCAGAGGAAGCAAAUGAUCGCGCCAACACGGCUAACAUGGAAUGCGAACUGGCUCGUGAACAGAGGGAAGCCUUGGAGCUGCAAGUGAAGAAGCUGCAGGAGGAGCUGGAGAGGAUCCAUGCAGGCCAGGACCCUCAAUUUCUGCGCUCUUUCUCUGACCUGGAAACUCUGUCACUAUCUUCACUUUAUACACUUCAGAAGCAGCUGCGGGCAAACUUGGAGAAAGUUGAUAAGGUGGUAUUUCAGAUGCAGUCAGUGAAAUGCCUUAAGUGUCAGGACAAGAACCGCGUGGUGCUCCCGUGCCAACAUGCUGUGCUGUGUGAAACGUGCGCCGAGCAGGACGAGUGCCCCAUCUGCCACCCCAACAGGCCCCAUCCUCUCCAGUCGUGACCUUCCAAGGACACUUGGUCUAAUCAUAUCGUAUAGAACUUUUUAACUUUAUACAUGCGUACAUAUAUAUGUA